Messenger RNA from Anolis carolinensis (green anole), 2170 nucleotides. RefSeq names its product heparan sulfate-glucosamine 3-sulfotransferase 1 (gene hs3st1). Gene Ontology annotation, molecular function: [heparan sulfate]-glucosamine 3-sulfotransferase activity. The record is from RefSeq and is a predicted model, not a curated record. NCBI's taxonomy places the organism in Eukaryota, Metazoa, Chordata, Lepidosauria, Squamata, Anolidae. The coding region runs from base 505 to 1431 and encodes 308 amino acids. The transcript is spliced from 3 exons.
UCCCAGAGAGAGGCAAGGGAAAGAGCAGAUUGGCCCGGUCCCUUCAUGUCGCCAGUCUGUGGCUCGGAAUGCCAGCUUGCCAAGGCGCUGGAGGCGGCCUUUCGUGGGCAAGGGGAGGAGACGCGUGGAGGCGGGCGAGCAGGCGGGCGGGCGCUCCCUGCCUGCUGUGCCGCCCCUUCCGCGAUGAUUCGCUCGCCCUGCCCGCCUGGCACGACGGCACUUGCCAGUGGAGUGUGUUCCCCUUCAGGAGCGGCGUGGAGACAACCCUGGCUUGGCCUCAUGGAUGGCUCGGAGAGUGGGAGCCCGGUGCCGCGCGGGACGGGAGGCGGCGUUUCCUCGCCAAGCUGUUUCCUGUGGCAUCCCAGGAUUUGUACCUUCCUCUGAAUUGCAAUAUGAGUUUCUAAAAUAGAACUUGAGUAUUUCUCAUAAGGAUUUCCAUUUCCUGAUGACGAUCUCUUCAUGUCAUAUAUGCUGAUAGAGUGAGAAAAAGACCACAUCUCUGCCAUGGCAGUUUUUCUACUAGGAGCAGCACUACUUAUUGUUCAACCGCAGGUGGUGCCUUCUAGACCAACUGCCAGCUCAAAGGUGGACUCAACUACCCCAAAAGAAUCAUUUAGGAAAAGGGACUUCAAGGAUUGGAUUCAUCCCAAUGAGACACUCCGGCAACUUCCCCAAACUAUCAUCAUUGGUGUUCGGAAAGGUGGAACACGAGCCUUACUUGAGAUGUUAAGCCUCCAUCCUGAUAUAGCAGCAGCCGAAAGCGAAGUCCACUUCUUUGAUUGGGAAGAACAUUAUGGCAAGGGUUUACAAUGGUACAUUAACCAAAUGCCGCUCUCUGACAUCCACCAGAUAACAGUGGAAAAAACACCAGCAUAUUUCACUUCUUCCAAAGUGCCUGAAAGAGUUUAUAAGAUGAAUAAAUUUACCCGAUUACUCCUUAUUUUACGAGAUCCAACAGAGAGAGUGUUAUCAGAUUACACACAAGUGUUCUUCAAUCACGUGCAAAAACACAAACCUUAUCCUUCAAUAGAAGAAUUCCUGGUUAAAGAUGGUGAACUCAAUGUGAAUUAUAAAGCAAUAAACAGGAGCUUGUAUUAUGUUCACAUGCAGAAUUGGUUGAAGUAUUUCCCUCUGGAUCACAUUCACGUUGUAGAUGGAGAUAAACUAAUCAAAGAUCCUUUCUCCGAAAUCAUCAAAGUAGAAGAGUUUUUAAAGCUGCCACCACAGAUUAAUGCUUCAAACUUUUACUUCAAUAAAACAAAAGGCUUUUACUGCCUAAGGGACAGUGGUAGGGAUCGAUGCUUACAUGAAUCAAAAGGAAGAGCACACCCCAAAGUGGAUCCAAUUUUACUUGAAAAGCUGCACAAAUACUUUUGUGAGCCAAAUCAGAAAUUCUUUGAACUUGUUGGCAGAACAUUUGACUGGCACUGAAAUUAUGGAGAGAAGCAUCUGAGUGACUAAAACAUUUCAGUGCACACUUAGAAAAGGAGGGCAUUCAAAUAAUAAUUUAUUGGUAAAAUCCACAAAUUACUUCUGUACAAUAUGAGAGUCCUAACUGCCAUAUAAGCUAGUAAUAUUUUUAUAAUUGUUAAAUUAAAAACUUUUUGUAAUUUUUUCAUAGUUGUUAAUACUAUAUUAUGUCUAUAUAUAAAAGUAUUUCAUGAGAGUAAAGUGUCUUGAUACUGAUGCUUUUAAAUAUGUAUGUAUGUGUGCGUAUGGAAAAUACAUAUGUCUUAGUAAAUUGGAACUUCGAUUUUACCUUUCCAUGAAAUGUAAGGAUUUGAUGACCCUCUAGAAGAUUAUCUCAGUUGGUAUUAUCCUGGACUUCAUCCUCACUAGCCAAAAAAAAAUCCAUAUCCAUCUCUAAUCCAGUGCUGUAGGAAUACACAAUCCACAUCCAUCUCUAAUCCAGUACUGCUGUAACAAUGAAAACACUCCUUUUAGGCAUUAAUGUGAUUUUUGAAAUAGCACUUUUUGCUCCAUAUUUCUCAAGAAUUUUGUGUUGUUCUCAUUUGUAUGCUAUCUGAAUUCAAGUGGCAUAAGGGGUUGGCACAGAUUUGUGGGUGGCAUGCUCCAUCCACCAUGCAUUGCCAUUUAAAAAUAUUCAGUACUAUUUAGCAUUAUCUUUGAUCUUAUUUAUUAUUGCUUUAAUAAAAAGUACUAAAGGGGC